This is a messenger RNA of Candoia aspera, 1972 nucleotides long. It is a transcript of the gene POLE2, whose product is annotated as DNA polymerase epsilon 2, accessory subunit. Gene Ontology annotation, molecular function: DNA binding. NCBI's taxonomy places the organism in Eukaryota, Metazoa, Chordata, Lepidosauria, Squamata, Candoiidae. The record is from RefSeq and is a predicted model, not a curated record. Gene Ontology annotation, biological process: error-prone translesion synthesis; DNA-templated DNA replication. Gene Ontology annotation, cellular component: epsilon DNA polymerase complex. The transcript is spliced from 19 exons. Bases 47 to 1630 code for a protein of 527 amino acids.
AGCGUUCCAGGUGGGAGGAGUCGCGUUGUGGCGCGAACCGCUCAAGAUGGCUGCGGAGAAGCUGAGAAGUAAAGUGACUGCAGCUUUCCAAAUGCACGGCUUAGUCCUCCGCGCGGAGGCUACAAACUAUCUCACAGAAGCUCUUCAAGCAGCUAAUGAAAUAGAACUAGAAGACAUGAUAGAAAAUAUAAUUGAUGCUGUUGAAAAACAGUCUUUGUCAUGCAACAUGGUUGAAAGGCCCAUGGUGGAAGCAGCAGUCUUGGAGUGCAGCAGAUCCUUAGAUGAAACAAUAGAACAUAUUUUCAACAUUAUUGGAGCUUUUGAUAUUCCACGAUAUAUUUACAGUUCUGAACGAAAGAAGUUUCUACCCCUUUCAAUGACCAACCACCCUGCACCUAGCUUAUUUGGCUCUGCCAGAGAUAAAGCAGAACUGUUUCGUGAACGUUACAUCAUUUUGCAGCAGAGAACCCACAGGCAUGAAUUGUUCACACCAUCUGCUAUUGGCACACACACAGAUGAAAGCAGAAAUAAAUUCCAGCUCAAAACUGUAGAAACUCUCUUGGGCAGCUCUGCCAAAAUGGGGGAAGUGAUUGUUCUUGGCAUGAUAACCCAGCUUAAGGAGGGAAAGUUUUUCUUGGAAGAUCCUACUGGGGUUGUGCUACUGGACCUUAGUAAAGCACAGUUCCACAGUGGCUUAUAUACAGAGUCAUGUUUUGUUUUAACAGAAGGCUGGUACGAAGAUGAAGUAUUUCAUGUCACUGCUUUUGGAUUUCCUCCUACGGAGCCUUCUGCUACGACUAGGGCAUAUUAUGGCAACAUAAACUUUUUUGGAGGGCCUUCUUCAACCUCUGUAAGAUCUUCUGCAAAAUUGAAACAGACGGAGGAAGAAAAUGAGGAUGCCAUGUUCGUGUUCCUUUCAGAUGUUUGGUUGGACCAAGCAGAAGUUUUAGAAAAACUUCGCAUUAUGUUUUCAGGUUACUCAGCCAUGCCUCCAACCUGUUUUUUCUUCUGUGGGAAUUUUUCUUCUACCCCAUAUGGAAAAAAUCAAAUUCAGUCACUAAAAGGUUCCUUGAAAGCCCUAGCAGAUAUAAUAUGUGAAUAUCCCAGUAUCCAUGAAAGCAGUCGAUUUGUAUUUGUUCCUGGUUCUGAAGACCCUGGUCCAGGCGUCAUUUUGCCAAGGCCACCGCUUACUGAAAACAUUACUGAGGAAUUCAGACAGCAGGUGCCAUUUUCGGUUUUCACAACAAAUCCUUGCAGAGUCCAGUACUGUACGCAGGAAAUAGUAAUCUUUCGGGAAGAUUUGGUAAACAAGAUGUGCCGUAACUGUGUCCGUUUCCCUAACAGUAGUUUGGAUAUUCCUAACCACUUUGUAAAGACUAUUUUAUCACAAGGACAUCUGACUCCAUUGCCUCUUAAUGUCAGCCCUGUCUAUUGGGCCUAUGACUACACCUUGAGAACCUACCCUUUGCCAGAUCUGAUUGUUUUUGCUGACAAAUAUGACCCAUUCACUGUAACCAACACCGAUUGCCUUUGUAUAAAUCCGGGAUCUUUUCCAAGGAGUGGCUUUUCAUUCAAAGUAUACUACCCCUCUAACAAAACUGUUGAAGACAGCAAACUCCAAGGUCUCUGAAUCUCAAUUAAGAAGAGUAAGCCAAAGCUUCUGGCCUUAAAAUGACUGAAGUACUACAACAGUGUUUCUUAAAAUUUAGGAUCAUGGAUUGUAACUGCAUGUUACAGCUAAUAUAUCUUGAAUAUUGUUACAUAAAUCUUGUAUAUACAUUUUUAUAUAAGGGUGUUCAUACAUGCAUCACAUCUUAUACCUCUACUUGAAAUAAUUUGACUUUACUCUUACAAAAAGAACGAAUAAUAUUAUCUGCUGUUCCUCACUGCCAAAAUAUUCAAAGCAAAAAACUGUUCAACUUUCUUCUGAUUCAAUAUUAAGUAAAUAAACCUGAAUAUUCUUUAGAACAAA